GCUCAGAAGAUCUCCCGGUUAGGCCGGGCUGUGCCCCCCAACUUCUCUCCCCCACCGAUUUGCCACCACUGCCCGCAAUGCUUUGCAGCUGAUGCCUCGCCGGAGCAGCCAAGAUGGGGUUUUUGCACCAGUUGUAUCUCUUGCUAUGGAAGAAUGUAACCCUCAAGCGACGGAGUCCGUGGGUGCUGGCUUUCGAGAUCUUCAUCCCUUUGGUCCUCUUCUUCAUUCUGCUGGGGCUACGACAGAAGAAACCCACCAUCCCUGUGAAAGAAGUCUCAUACUACACAGCAGCCCCUCUCACCUCUGCUGGGAUCUUGCCAGUGAUGCAAUCCCUGUGUCCCGAUGGACAGCGAGAUGAAUUUGGCUUCUUGCAAUAUUCCAACUCCACAGUAACGCAGUUGCUGGAGCGGCUCAAUGAAGUGGUGGAGAAGAGUAACCUGUUUGAUCCAGAUCAUGCUGGCCUGGAGGAGGAGCUGGAGUCCUUACGGCGCCACCUGGAGUCUCUCAGCAGCAGUGAACCCAACACCAUGGAGACUCAUUUCAGCAACCGGGCAGCCCCUGGCUUCACGCUGGACUCUACUGCCAAGGACAAGCUGGAGUUCCAACGGUUCCUCAUGCAGAACCUUUCUCUAUCCAACGAGACUGCUGAGCUGUUGGCAGGGUCCAAAAUUAACCUCAAAGAGGUUUACCGACUGUUUUUUGGCACCUCUCCGGUCUCCGCAGAGGGUUUCCACGAGCCAUGGGACCAAUUCAGCACAGCUGAGAAGCUGCUUCAUCUGGAGGAGAGUCUUCUGGGCAGCUGGAGGACUGUGGAAGAUGGGCUGGUCCGCCAGGCUUUGCGCCAUCCUCAGAAGGGCUCCCACAAGCAGGCCUUCCUGCACCUCCUUUCUCAUGCCUUGGGCCUUGCUAGCCCUACUGCAGAGUCUUCCAGUACCUACAGCCCCCAAACCUUUGUAAAAGACAUGGAGAACAUCCUUUUCACGGCUGCUGUGCUGGAGAGCCUCACCUGCCAGCAGAACCAGGAUGAGCUGAGGCGCAUCCUGGUUGUUCCAGAGAGCCAGCUCCCUCUUCUGCGAGCGUACCAAGCCACCGCCUGCAAUAAGAGCACCAGCCUGCGCAAGGAGUAUUUUGGACAGCUGGCUGCAGAGUUGAAGGAGCAGCUGGAUGCUCACAAGAUCAUCAGCCAGCUGAAACUUGACGAGGUGAACAGCACGGCGGCCAGGAACCGUCUCCACACUGUGCUGGAGGACCUGAUGGAGAUGGAGAACGUCUUGAAGGACGUGGACAUCCUCUCGGCGCUCGCCAAGCUCCUCCCCAAGGGUGCCUGCACCUCCAAAGCGCCCACCACCACCUCCAACAGCACCAGCUCCACCGGGAACUUCACCUCCAGCACCAAUUCCAGCGCUGAGGAGGGCAAGGGGGAGAGUGAGGCACCCACAGAGAACCCCCAAGGGCAAUGCUCGGCCUUCGUCCAGCUCUGGGCCGGCCUGCAGCCCAUCCUCUGCGGCAACAACCGGACCAUUGAGCCAGAGGCCCUGAAACAGGGCAACAUGAGCUCUCUGGGAUUCACCAGCAAAGAGCAGCGGAAUCUGGGCCUUCUCGUUCACCUCAUGACCAGCAACCCAAAGAUCCUCUACGCUCCUGUGGGCACAGAAGUGGACAAGGUCAUCCUGAAGGCCAACGAGACCUUUGCCUUCGUCGGGAACGUGACUCACUAUGCCCAAGUAUGGAUGAACAUGUCAGCGGAGAUCCGCAGUUUCCUGGAAGAGGGCAGGCUGCAGCAACGGAUUAGCAGGCUGCAGCAGAUCGCUGCAGAUCUUCGCAAGCACCCCGAAAUCCUGAACGUGUCAGAUGGUGACCUGCUUCACAACUUCUUGGACAGUAACUUCUCUUUGCCCAACGCCAGUGUGCUCCUGCAGCAGCUGGACACCAUUGACAAUGCAGCCUGUGGCUGGAUUCAGUUCAUGUCCAAGGUCAGCGUGGACAUCUUUAAGGGCUUUCCGGAUGAGGAGAGCAUUGUCAACUACACUCUCAAUCAAGCCUACCAAGACAAUGUCACUGUUUUUGCCAGUGUGAUCUUCCAAACAAACAAGGACGGCACCCUCCCUCCUCAUGUCAUGUACAAGAUCCGGCAAAAUUCCAGCUUCACAGAAAAGACCAAUGAGAUCCGUCGUGCGUAUUGGCGGCCUGGCCCAAACACCGGGGGCCGUUUCUACUUCCUUUACGGCUUUGUCUGGAUCCAGGAUAUGAUGGAGCGAGCCAUCAUCAACACCUUCGUAGGCCACGAUGUGGUUGAACCUGGAAACUACGUGCAGAUGUUUCCAUACCCGUGCUACACCCGCGAUGACUUUCUGUUCGUUAUUGAGCACAUGAUGCCCCUCUGCAUGGUCAUCUCCUGGGUUUACUCAGUAGCAAUGAUGAUUCAGCAUAUUGUAGCAGAGAAGGAGCACCGCUUGAAGGAGGUGAUGAAAAUGAUGGGGCUGAACAACGCAGUGCAUUGGGUGGCCUGGUUUAUCACAGGGUUUGUCCAGCUUUCUAUCUCAGUCACAGCACUGACUGCCAUCCUCAAGUAUGGGAAGGUUCUGAUGCACAGUGACGUCUUCAUAAUUUGGCUGUUCCUUGCCAUCUAUGCUGUGGCUACCAUCAUGUUCUGCUUCCUGGUGUCAGUGCUGUAUUCCAAAGCCAAGCUGGCUUCGGCCUGUGGCGGCAUCAUCUACUUUCUCAGCUACGUCCCUUACAUGUACGUCGCCAUCCGGGAAGAAGUGGCGCAUGACAAGAUUACCGCAUUUGAGAAGUGCAUUGCUUCCCUGAUGUCCACCACUGCCUUUGGUCUGGGCUCUAAGUACUUUGCCCUCUACGAGGUGGCUGGUGUGGGCAUCCAGUGGCAUACCUUCAGCCAGUCGCCCGUGGAGGGGGAUGACUUCAACCUUCUCCUUUCCAUGAUGAUGUUGAUCAUUGACGCCGUAGUCUAUGGGGUGCUGACGUGGUACAUUGAGGCUGUACACCCAGGAAUGUAUGGACUUCCCAGGCCCUGGUACUUCCCCUUUCAGAAAUCCUACUGGCUGGGAAAUGGGCGCACAGAGACAUGGGAGUGGACAUGGCCCUGGUCACGAACCACCCGCCUGAGUGUCAUGGAGGAAGACCAAGCUUGUGCCAUGGAGAACAGGAGGCUGGACGAGACUCGUGGGAUUGAGGAGGAGCCGACCCACCUUCCACUGGUGGUUUGUGUGGACAAACUGACCAAGAUCUACAAGACAGACAAGAAGUUGGCUUUGAACAAGCUGAGCCUCUACCUCUACGAGAACCAGGUGGUCUCUUUCCUGGGCCACAACGGAGCUGGCAAGACCACAACCAUGUCCAUCCUGACAGGCCUCUUCCCUCCAACCUCUGGCUCUGCUACCAUUUACGGCCACGACAUCCGGACGGAGAUGGAUGAGAUUCGGAAGAACCUGGGCAUGUGCCCACAGCACAACGUGCUUUUUGACAAGCUGACUGUGGAGGAGCACCUGUGGUUCUACUCGCAGCUCAAGGGCAUGGCAGAAGAGGAGAUACGCAAGGAGAUGGACAAGAUGAUUGAAGACCUGGAGCUGACCCACAAGUGCCACUCCCUGGUGCAGACACUGUCAGGAGGGAUGAAGAGGAAGCUGUCGGUGGCCAUUGCCUUUGUCGGAGGGUCCCGGGCUGUCAUCUUGGACGAGCCCACUGCUGGCGUGGACCCCUAUGCACGGAGAGCUAUUUGGGACCUCAUCCUCAAAUACAAACAAGGAAGGACCAUCCUCCUGUCCACACACCACAUGGAUGAGGCUGACCUCCUGGGUGACCGCAUUGCCAUCAUCUCUCAUGGGAAGCUGAAGUGCUGUGGGUCCCCCCUCUUUCUGAAGAGCACCUAUGGUGACGGGUACAAGCUUACUGUCGUUAAGAAGCAGUCGGACGCCCGAGCCAAUGCUGACUCUGGGCAGACUCACAGCUCUCCCUGCCAGUCUUCCAUCAGCCCUUGCUCCGAAGCACGAGUCACACAGUUCAUCAAGAAGUAUGUUGCUUCCUGCCUCCUCAUCUCUAACACCAACACAGAGCUCUCCUACAUCCUCCCCAGUGAAGCAGUCAAGAAGGGCUGUUUCGAAAGGCUCUUCCAGCACCUGGAGCACAGUUUGGAUGACCUAGACCUGACCAGUUUUGGGCUGAUGGACACCACCCUGGAAGAGGUUUUCCUCAAGGUCUCAGAGGAAGACCAAUCUCUGGAAAACAGUGAUGUCGAUGUGAAAGAGUCCCAAAAGGACACCUUCCCUCUGCCUGACUCCCAACUGGGCCCCAAGGCUGAGGCUAAUGGGGAACUCCUCCUAGGGGCAGAGACGCUUGAGAAGCCUGAGGCAGACCAGGGGAACCUGCAGGCCUGUUCCCAGCUCACCCAGUCUCAGACGUCACUGCAGUCGUCGUCCUCAGCUGGCUCUGUGAGAGGCGAUGAAGGUGGGGCUUAUUCGGAGUUCUAUGGGGAUUACUCUCCGUUGUUUGAUAACCCGCAAGACCCUGAUAACGCCAGUCUGCAAGACCCAGAGGCGGACCUGGAUGAACAUGCGCUGGUGGGGCAGGGGAGCAUCAAGCUGGAGGGCUCUUGGCUCAAGCUGCGCCAAUUCCAUGGGCUCAUCGUCAAGCGGUUCCACUGUGCCAAGCGGAACACCAAGGCUCUCUUCUCCCAGAUCCUGCUGCCUGCGUUCUUCGUCUGUGUAGCCAUGACAGUGGCGCUCUCCGUGCCUGAGAUAGGAGACCUGCCUCCUCUCAUCCUCUCGCCAUCCCAGUACCACAACUACACCCAACCCAAAGGCAACUUCAUCCCAUAUGCCAACGAGGAACGGCAUGAAUACCGGUUCAAGCAGUCAGCGGAUGCGAAGCCCCAGCAGUUGGUCGAGACCUUCUACCGUCCCUCGGGGGUGGGGGCCACCUGUGUGCUCAAGACGGCUUUCAACAGCACAUUGGACCAGCUGGUGCAAUCCCUGAACCUCAACAGCAACGAGUCAAAGAUGCUGGCGGCAAAGUACUUUGAUGCUAUGUGCGUGGAUUCCUUCACCCAGGGCCUGCCCCUCUCCAAUUUUGUGCCACCCCCUCCGUCACCUGCCCCUUCCGACUACCCCUUCUCCCUGGACGAGGACUUGCUGAGGGCCUGGAACUCCACCACUUACCCCUCCACUGUCAGAGAGACGGUCACUUCUGCCCCAUCAUUGGCCAGCAUCAUCCACGAGCCCAUCAAGUGCACUUGCUCUAUGCAGGGCACCGGCUUUUCCUGCCCCAGCGGAGUCGGGGGCCACCCACCACAGAGGAAGGUGGUGACAGGCGACAUCCUGGUGGACAUUACUGGGCGCAAUGUUUCGGAGUACUUGCUGUAUACAUCAGACCGCUUUCGGCUGCAUCGGUACGGAGCGAUGACCUUUGGCAAUCUCCUGAAAUCCAUACCAGCAUCCUUUGGGGCCAAAGCUCCUCCCAUGGUGCAGAAAAUUGCUGUCCGGAGAGCUGCCCAGGUUUAUUACAACAACAAGGGCUACCACAGCAUGCCUACAUACCUCAACACCCUCAACAAUGCCAUCCUCCGUGCCAACUUGCCCAAGACCAGGGGGAACCCCGCUGCCUAUGGUAUCACCCUGACCAACCACCCUAUGAACAAAACCAGUGCCAGCCUCUCCCUGGAUUACCUCCUCCAGGGCACCGACGUGGUUAUCGCCAUCUUCAUCAUUGUGGCCAUGUCCUUUGUGCCGGCCAGCUUCGUGGUCUUCCUGGUGGCAGAGAAGUCCACCAAAGCCAAGCACCUCCAGUUUGUGAGCGGCUGUGACCCAGUGAUCUACUGGCUGGCCAAUUACGUCUGGGACAUGUUGAAUUACCUCGUCCCAGCAACCUGCUGCAUUAUCAUCCUCUUUGUGUUUGACCUGCCAGCAUACACCUCGCCCACCAACUUUCCAGCUGUGCUCUCUCUCUUCCUGCUUUAUGGCUGGUCCAUCACCCCCAUCAUGUACCCAGCAUCCUUCUGGUUUGAGGUGCCCAGCUCAGCUUACGUCUUUCUGAUUGUCAUCAACCUGUUCAUUGGCAUCACUGCCACUGUGGCCACAUUCCUGCUGCAGCUUUUUGAGCACGACAAGGACCUGAAAGUAGUGAACAGCUACUUAAAAAGCUGCUUCCUGAUUUUCCCAAACUACAACCUGGGCCAUGGGCUGAUGGAGAUGGCCUACAACGAAUACAUCAACGAAUACUAUGCUAAGAUUGGGCAAUUUGACAAAAUGAAGUCACCAUUCGAGUGGGACAUCGUGACCAGGGGCUUGGUUGCCAUGACAAUUGAAGGCUUUGUGGGCUUCUUCAUCACCAUCAUGUGCCAGUAUAAUUUCUUCCGGAAACCACAACGCCUUCCAGUGUCAAGCAAACCUGUUGAGGACGAUGUGGAUGUAGCAAAUGAGCGCCAUCGAGUCUUGCGGGGAGAUGCUGACAACGACAUGCUGAAGAUCGAGAACCUCACCAAGGUGUACAAAUCCCGCAAGAUUGGACGCAUCCUGGCCGUGGACCGACUGUGUGUGGGCGUCCGCCCAGGAGAGUGUUUUGGCUUGCUGGGUGUCAAUGGGGCCGGGAAGACUACCACCUUCAAAAUGCUCACAGGGGACGAGAGCACAACUGGUGGUGAGGCCUUCAUCAAUGGACACAGCAUCUUGAAGGACAUUCUCCAGGUACAGCAGAGCUUGGGCUACUGCCCACAGUUUGACGCUCUCUUUGAUGAGUUGACAGCACAAGAGCACCUGGAGCUGUACACCCGACUGCGCGGCAUUCCAUGGAAGGAUGAGGAGCGGGUUGUGAAGUGGGCACUAAAGAAGUUGGAGUUGGCCAAAUAUGCUAACAAACCUGCCAGCACCUACAGUGGCGGCAACAAGAGGAAGCUAUCUACAGCCAUUGCCCUUAUUGGCUACCCAGCCUUCAUUUUCCUGGAUGAACCAACCACUGGCAUGGAUCCAAAGGCCAGACGUUUCCUGUGGAACCUUAUCCUGGACAUCAUCAAGACAGGCCGCUCAGUGGUUUUGACAUCACACAGCAUGGAAGAGUGUGAGGCCCUCUGCACGCGCUUGGCAAUCAUGGUGAAUGGGCGCCUGAAGUGCCUGGGCAGCAUCCAGCACCUGAAAAACAGGUUUGGAGACGGCUACAUGAUCACGGUGCGGACCAAAUCCAGCCUGAAUGUGAAGGAGGUAGUGCGGUUCUUCAACAGGAACUUCCCAGAGGCUGUCCUCAAGGAGAGGCACCACACAAAGGUGCAGUACCAGCUGAAGUCAGAGCAGAUCUCGCUGGCUCAGGUCUUCAGCAAGAUGGAGCAAGUGGUGGACAUCUUGGGCAUCGAGGAUUAUUCUGUCAGUCAGACCACACUGGACAAUGUGUUUGUGAACUUCGCUAAGAAGCAGAGUGACAACCUAGAGCAGCAGGAGACCAGCCCGGCCUGUUCAAUGGAAUCGCCUCUCCAGCGCUUGCUGAACCUUCUGCGGCCCCGUGCAGCCCCAACUGAGCUGCGGGCCCUAGUGGUGGAGGAGCCCGAGGACUUGGAAACAGAUGACGAGGGCCUGAUCAGCUUUGAAGAGGAGCGGGCUCAGCUCUCCUUCAACACCGACACGCUCUGCUGAGGAGUGGAGAAGAUGCAAACCCCUCCCUUGGCUUUUGGAACCACCAUGGACUCCGCCUCCCCGCACCCCUUCCUUGACAUCUGCCUUCCUUGACCCUCCCCCACAACCUCCAUCAAACCUCUGCCUAGCGGUAGUCAACAACUGCAAGAGGCAGGUGGUCAGGGGGCCCACCGCACAAGCAUCUGAUCUGGGCAAUUUGCUCUGGGCGGUUCCAUGUUGGUGGCUGGCAAGACCUGCAGAAAAGGAACUGGUCUAGUUGUUGCAGGUGGGAGGACACACUGCCUGGAUUUUGUCUGCCAGGAGAGCAGGAGGGCUUGCUUAAAGGAGCAUUUUUCCAGAAGCAGGAGAAGAGAUGGAGACCUCCUGAGCCUAGAAGUUGUCAAUU
This is a messenger RNA of Lacerta agilis (Sand lizard), 8019 nucleotides long. It is a transcript of the gene ABCA2, whose product is annotated as ATP binding cassette subfamily A member 2. Gene Ontology annotation, biological process: lipid transport; transmembrane transport. NCBI's taxonomy places the organism in Eukaryota, Metazoa, Chordata, Lepidosauria, Squamata, Lacertidae. The record is from RefSeq and is a predicted model, not a curated record. Gene Ontology annotation, cellular component: intracellular membrane-bounded organelle; membrane. The coding region runs from base 114 to 7634 and encodes 2506 amino acids. The transcript has 50 exons. Gene Ontology annotation, molecular function: ABC-type transporter activity; ATP hydrolysis activity; ATP binding.